Vespa mandarinia (Asian giant hornet) is the source of this 9219-nucleotide messenger RNA. RefSeq lists its product as uncharacterized. The record is from RefSeq and is a predicted model, not a curated record. NCBI's taxonomy places the organism in Eukaryota, Metazoa, Arthropoda, Insecta, Hymenoptera, Vespidae. Gene Ontology annotation, cellular component: endoplasmic reticulum.
UUCCACCUUUAGUCGUUCAGCUGACUCCAGUCGUAUACGACUGUCGUUUAUCGCGUCUUUUUUAUCUCCCUUCCCCUCUCAAAUUUGCAAUUUGUUUCGAAGGAUCCUUAUCGUAAAGUAAAAUUCAAACACAUAGAAUCGUUAUCGUGCGAAACAUUGACAUAUUUUAAUUUCUACUUUUUCGUUGAACUUUUUCUUGUGUGAGAAGGAAGACGUCCAGAGAUGAGCCAAAAGCUAAAGCUUCGCGUUCGGACUCUGAUUCGACGUUAACCGGAACAGAAUGACGUUGGACGUUUUCUACGUCGACUACGACAUUUGACAAAGUGCUCAAUCCCUUUUUUCUUCGCCAAAGAGAGACAGACAGACAGACGGAGAGAGGGAGAGAGAGAGAGAGAGGGAGAGAGAGAGAGGGAGGGAGGGAGGGAGGGAGGGAGGAAGAGUGGAGGAGAGAGAGAAGGGGAAGGAUGGUAGGAUGAUCAAAGUUGAUAAUCGUCGAGAGAAAACGUGCCUCAAUAUUUCUUUGCAGCCUUCUCGUGAGCGUGCUCGCCAAAUGAAAAAAGAACAAACUCGGGGUUCGUUGUCGCAUCGAUUCUUUCGAGAAACCUUCUCACCGACACAUCGUUCUCUUUAUCUUUCCUAAAAGUAAACAUUUUUUGUCGUGUAUAACGCGUUUUGUUAGUCUUCGAUAUCGGGCACUCUCCGUACGUCAGUGCACAUUUCCAGUGCGAUGGAACUCGUUCGACGGGAUUAUACAUGAGAUACGGUAGAGUUUCAUUUUCUCCUGGUUGAAAUUAGGUCAGUCCCUAGACGUAUCGACAACGCAACGAUUGUCCUUUUCUUCUCGUCGCGAACGGAAUAAGUGUUUUUGGUGAAAAAUUAUACAGCUCGAUCUCGUUCGCAUCGAGGCUUACUCGUAAAGUCGUUAAUUAAUUCGUUUCAAGAUGAUAUUUAUGUACUUGCUCGAAACGUUUAUGUUUUUUCCCAACGACAGUUUGGACGAGAACACGUUGACUAUUAAUAAACGAUGAUCCUAUCGAAAAGAAUCAAGGAUGCCUAUGAUUUAUGUUCUUGUCGUAAAACACGGCAGUGCAAUGAUAUUAGAAUGAUCUCCAUCUAUACACGCACAUAUGUAUACAUGUAGAUGACAUAGUUUCUAACAGGUGGUGCGGUCGCGCGUAUAUAAGCUUCAAGGAAAUGUUGUCUAGCGCGAAUGUAUAAAUUCACGCGGACGUUUCCCUUUUCUUUUUUCUUUCUUUCUCCAACUUCUUUCUAUCUUUCUCUUUGUUCUUUCUUCCUCUAGAUUCGUCCAACCUAAUGCGGCUAUCUUUUGUUCUCCUCUAAAGCCGGUGCCUAGCCGGUGUAACUUUUCAUGCCAAUAAUAAAAAGCCACGUGCUGCCGUUGGUCUUUCGCGGCGGAGCAAAUGUUACGUAAGACGACUCGGCGGCGGUAUCGUGGAAAAUGCGAAAAAUGACAAAGUUCCUUUCUACGGACGCGAACGUGGCAUCCGAAUAAUCGAGAUGACAAAAUUAGGCGAACUAAUCAGGCUUAACGAAAGCGGAACUCCUAUGGGAAAAGUUUCGAAAAGCGCUAGCGAUGAUUCCAAGGCGAUGAAUCGAAGGACGAGAUAUCAUGAGACACGAAAACGGUUGAAGGGCGGCGCGUGCACGCGAUAUAAUAAGAGGCAGGGCAGAUGAAAAGAUGAGAAAAUGAAGAAGAAAGAGAGGCGUUUCUAAUUGGAGAAUGAGCGGUUUUUUCAACUCACUCAAAAACCUCGCGUCGGCAGCCGCGUACGCAGGAAGCUCUGCUUCGAGAUAUCAAGAGCUGGAAGUCGAAGAUACGAAGAUGAGAUUUAGCUUGACUCCUCAGCCAGGGGAAAGUGGAUUUCAACAAUGGCUGGACGCGAUGAAGAUGGUAGCGCGUUUGCCAGGAGGCAUACCAGCGGAAUUUCGAAAAAGACUUUGGCUGACACUGGCGGAACGUCAUCUGGAUCAACGGGGUGUAGAUUGGAAGCAGGCUGAAAAGGUUUGCUUCAACGAGUGGAGUAAUCCCGACGACGAGGAGCUCGGUAUACAAAUCGUUAAGGAUCUUCACAGAACGGGCUGCAGUUUGUUUUGCGGAGCAGCUGGACGUGACAAUCAAGCCGUGCUACGUCGAGUAUUGCUUGGCUUUGCGCGAUGGAACAAGUCGGUCGGUUAUUGUCAAGGAUUGAACGUAUUGGCGGCUCUUGUAUUACAAGUGAUGGAUCGCGCUGAAUCAUCGGCCGUGAAAGUGAUGAUUUAUCUAAUAGAGGGUGUCCUACCGGAAGGUUACUUUGCCGACAAUCUUCGCGGGUUAUCCGUCGACAUGGCCGUUUUUCGUGAUCUUCUUCGUUCGAGAAUGCCGAAAUUAUCCAAGCACCUUGAGAUUUUGCAAAGCGACGCUAAGGAUAAGGCUACUGGUAGCAGCUACGAGCCACCUCUCACGAAUGUCUUCACCAUGCAAUGGUUCCUCACGCUCUUUUGUCAUUGCUUGCCGCAAGACGCGGUACUCCGCGUUUGGGAUUUAAUAUUUCUCGAGGGUGACCAAGUGCUCCUAAGGACGGCUCUGGCCAUUUGGGAGAGUCUUUCCGACCGUAUUAUGACCGUUACGUCGGCGGACGAGUUUUACAGUAUCAUGGGCGUUCUCACGCGAGAAAUGUUGGAAUUUACGAAUACGAAUAAUCUUAUAAAGAACAUCGUCAGUUUGGGACCACUGCACGGCGUGACAGGACUUCGAGAAAAACAUAGGUAUAAUAUUACACCGUGGGCACGGAAAUUAAGCGACGACGAGGACAGCGAUACCGAGGAAGACGAAAGAUUAGCCGUGGCCGCUGCUAUGUUCAGUAUGGCACAGCGAUUGAAGAAAGGUGAACUUUUGAGUGAGCACAUUUCCUCGACGGUGGGAGCGAUACAAGCGAUGGCUCCUGGCAACGAUCGGGAACGUCUCGCUUUGGACAUCAGUACGUUGAAACAACAGUAUGCUAAGCUUCGAGAACGACAACGGCAAGCUCAUAUUAUACUAUCCGCGGCGUGCGCGAGACAGUCGAUGGUUCCACCGCCCACUUCUCAGGCCAUGAAUCACCUGUUAGUCGGUAAGAAUGCCCUGGUCAGUGGAAAGAAUCGAUCACUCGGUUUGUCAGCUGCUACGACCCCUACCAAGACGAGACCGGUCGUUCUUCAAGGUCCACGGGUUACGAGUAAAAAGGAGAGACAACAGCAAGUCGUCACUUUGCAUUGGAAGGACACGAAGAGGCAGCAGAAACACAAGUUUGGAGAGACAGCUGCCGAGGCUACGAAAUGCAACGAGAAGUUGCCGGCCGAAUCGAAGCCGAAGCCGGAGACGGUGGACGAGGUGGUAACGUCACCGAAAAGUGGGCUCAACGACAGUGACAGCGACAGCACGUCGACCGAGCUUUGCGACGAGGUCGAUCGAUGCAGCGACGUCGACAGCGAGGAGCUAACGUCAGCGUCUGACAAUUAUUACGUCAUGGCGAGCGAAGAGGAGAAAAGCGGGAGGGUCGAGGAUUCUUCGACCUCGGCCAAUUCGCCCGUUCGUGACGCGACGGCUCCAUCCCGUGACGUCGUAGCGGGAGAUAGUCCCGAUUUCGAUGAUACCUCCUCGUCGAUAGCCAAAAUCACCGAUCAAAUAAGAAGAUUAUCGGCCGAGGAUGACAAUAAUACGAUGGUUCCUCAAGCGCUUUUAAAGGGCGAGAUCAAGAAAGAAGAUGAUUGCGUUAAGAGAGGAGCGUCGCUCGAGGCUUCGCUAGAAGCGAUGAUGAUACCUUCGAAGUGUCCAAAUGGAGUCGACGAGAAGAGGGAAUCUUUAGGUUCCUUACUAAACGACGAUCGGGAUUAUUUUCAAUUUAAUUACGGCGAAUCUAUAAAUACUAGCUAUAUUCCGACGAAUAAGAACGAGGAAUCCGUUGGAGGGAACGACGACGACGACGACGACGACGACGACGGCGACGGCGACGGCGACGGCGACGACGACGACGACGAAGUUGGAGGGACGACGAACUCGGUUCUCGGAUCUCGAACGAAAGUUCGCGAUUACGAUGGCAGAUACGCUGCCGAUCUGUCCGACGAUUUCAUUUCCAAGGAUAUAUCUUACGACAAGAUGGAGGACAAGAGGGAGAAACGUUUCGAAUUGACCUUGAAUUCUUACAAGACCAAGGAAGGAUCCUUGGACAGUUAUAAAAGCAUAGAUUUUAAAUCGUCGGAUACAAUUGAGACAGAAGAUCUAAAGAUUUCACGGGAUUCUUAUAGAUCUAUACGUAGUCCCUCGGUAGAGACGGAUUUUAAAGUUUCCUUGCUUUCUUAUAAAUCGUUGAAAUCGUCGAUCGAUACGAAAGAUAAUGCUUUGGAUACGCGCGAGUCGUUAAAAUCACCAAAUAGAAUUGAUCAACGGGCCGACGCGGCUCUUCGUUCUUACGAAACAUUAAAUUCACCCGAGACGAGUAAAACACGAUUUGGCAUAUCUUUGGAUUCUUAUAAAUCUUUAAGAUCGUCGGAUGCGACGAACGAGAAGCUUUACGAUACAACGUCUUACGAAACUUUUAAAUCGUCGAACUUGAACGAGAAACGCCUCGAAACAUCUUUGGAUUCCUUUAAAAUAACCGUUCAUAAUUCGGAGACGAACGACAAAACGUUUCAAGAAUCGUUAAGUAUUUACAAUUCUCAAUUGAAAUCGGCGAACGCGAAGAACGAGGAAAGUUUCGAAAGCUCCGCGAGGACUUACGCGAACGUUUUCGGCCAGAUUCCCAGGAGAGAUAUUUCGUUGGACGUUACGUCGACGGGUUCGACGAUUCCGUCUGGACAAAGUUUUUACGCGUCGAAGACUUACGUCGUCGGCCAUCUUCCGAUAAACUCGCCGAUAAACGUGGAUCAGAAAGGAAAUACCACGAGCCAUAGUGUCCUCCCUUAUAGCACGGCCUUAAUUGACGAUCCCGUAACCAUCGGGACGAUUAGAAAUUCGGAUAGGCCAGGAGACGAAAAGUCUUGGUGCUUGGAAGGUAAUGUGCCUUCCACGGAGACAACGAGGAAGAAGAGUCCUAGAACGCCAGAUAGUUUAGAAAAGUCAUUUAGCUCGGGCGAGACGAUGGGUCCGGAUUCUAAGGCCUCGAGUAUGACCGUCAGUCCAAGGACGCCGAUUAAAUCGGUCUCCCGAGAAUUCUCUACGGACAAGUCCGUCUGUUCCUCGAUAAGCUCGGACUCGAAGACCCUCGUACUUUUGUCAACGACCGAGUCCGACCUGGUCAGAGGGAGUCCAAGAUUGGAAGGGAAGAGAUUGUCCUACGAAAGGUCGACGAGCCCGUCGACGCCGUUCAGCACUGACUCGCUCAAGUACAAAUCAGAUUCGAGCCCGAAAUUAAUCGUAAGCAGCUCCAGCGACUGCAGCUGCAGUCCGAGCAAAAUGAAGUCUUCCGAGAGGUCCUUCAGUUCGGACCUUCGAUCGCCUAUAAGUGCCAAUUCUAUAAAAUACACGUCUACGAGCUACGGGAAACGAGGUCAAGAUAAUAUUUCGGACUCGUCCAUCGAUCCGAGCACGGCCGUCUCGCCGUUUUAUCCGAUCGCACAUCCCAAUCGGAAGACUCCGUCGCCUUACGGCCUUUCGAAACGUAGAUCCAGCCGCGAAGGGGGGAGCGCGACCGAAGGGAUCUCGCCGGAACAAAGAUUCGCCGUUUCAAAGGAUUCGAGCAAGUGUUCGAACGGCGCCAAUGGUACCAACUCGGACUCCGGUACCUCGAGGAUAUUCGAUAGCAAAGAGGAAAAUGACAUUUCGAGGAAGAAUUCGUGCUUGAACGCCUUCGAACGAGAUAAAAGCGAUCGUAGAGUUUACGAAUUCGGAGCCAGCUCGAUUCUUUAUAGAAACGAAAAGGAGGAAGGGUCCACGGAGGAUAACGGGGACGAUCGCUCGUCCGAGAAAGACACGGUAUCUCAGUUGCCUCGAGAACAAUUGAACAAGCAUUUCAUGAAUCUUCAUUUCAGGCACAAGGACCGCUCGAAAUUAUUGGAAAGAAGUUCCAGCAGUCUGGAUCGAAGAUUCGCGGAUUUGAAAUCUUCAGUGUCUACGGACGAGCUCUCGGUGUCGAUCGUAAAGAAAAGAUCGAGUGACAUAUUGGAAGACAUGAAGCAUCUCGAGGCUAAGGCCUUCAGCGACGGACCUUCCGAGAGCAUAGGCAUAUUCCUCGGCAAGAAGAAUAGUUACAUAUGGGAGGAUUUUAAGAAUCUCGAGGCCAGACGACAGGACAAUUUCAGCAAUUCGGCAAGCGGCUUUUCGAGACAUCGUCUCGACAUUGGCGAACCGUACAACGGCCUAGACAACGCUAGAAAGUCGUGCUACGUUGUGCGCCCAAAGAUAAAUAUAGACGAGAGCAUCGACAGUAUCCUAAAGACGGUCUCGCGUAACAAGAUUAACGGGAACGACAACGGUGGCCACGUGGAUGGUCGGCACGACGAGGAGGACGAGGAGAACGACGGUAGAGAAUCGAAAUUGGGCGUUUGGACGAAGGUGAAGCCGAGAAAGAGGGGCGGUAACAACGGCCGGAGAAGUAGCGACAGGGCCUUGAAAAUAAUCCAAGAAAAUUCGGCGAUUCUACAAAAGAUCCUGGCGUGUCAGGCGAAAAAACGUCUACCCGAUCUCGAGGAAAUAACGAAGGAGAUUACGAUCAGCCCUAUAAACGAGGAAAUCUCCAAGAUAUUCAGUCCUAUAUUGGAGAAAAUGGGAUUGAACGAGGACGAGAUAAGCGAGGAAUUGGCGCGAAUUAAUUUCAAAGAUUUCGACGAUAUGACGGGUACGAGCAUUUCCGAAUUCGAUGCCAAGAUCAACGACGAACUAUCGAAGCUUUCCUUGAUAGACGAGACCGAGCACUUGGACGAUCUCGACGUUGACGAGAUCGUGUCCAAGGAAUAUUUCGACACGCGGGAGGCCCUGAUAGAUCGGAAAAUUAACGAGGAAUUGUCGAAACUCUUGGCGAAUUACGAGGAGGAACCACGACUGAGCGUGGCGACGUUGGAAAAGUGUUCAUCCAGUCAGAACGUGAGCGACACCGAGGGCCUCGACUUGACCAGCAUCUCGACGAACGUAUUUUCCUACAAAUCGUCGAAUGAUUCUAUCGAGACGAGGAGCGAGCAAGGCUCCUCUAGCCAGGAAAUUCAGUCGAUUCAGCCGGAAAGAUAUCCUCAAUACGCCGCCGGUCAGCCUUACUCGUCGUCGAGCUACGUAAGAGAUUUGUCGCCUAAAAGCGACAUAGACAUUUACAGGGAGCUCGAAAAAUUGGACAAAAUAUCCUCGGCACAGGUGAUACCCGACACCCCGUUGGACGUUCCAACGAAAAUCAUGUCACCGGUUGCUGUUGCUUACGUCGCCAACGUUUCUCCUUACACCUCCGACGUAACGAUACGAUAUUCGCCAAAAACUAUGCCAACGUUCAGGGAUGCUUCCCCGUUGAAGCAGGGAUCCUCUUACGAUUCAUACAAGAGCUUCGAUUUUAAAAGCAAUCUAUCCCCAAGGAGGAUACCCAGUAAUCCGUACACACCGCGUCCCUACGACAAUGCGCUUGAUUCGAAUUUCGAGUACUUUGAUCGCGAGCCUACCGUCUCCACGAAUUCCCUCUACGCCGACGUACACCCGAAGAGUCCUAUUUUAACGAAGGAAUCCUUGGAAUUUCGAGUGAGAUACGACGACAACAACGAGUCGCCGACGGUAAAUAUCACUGACGUUCUAUCGACCGAGCCCAAACAAAUGGCUAUGGAGAAAAGUGUUUUGUAUUUCGGCGAUCAAACUAACGACCCCAACAAGUCCAUCGUCGGCAACGAAUCGAGAGCCGUUCCUGCCAGUUCCUUUAUCGAUUAUUCCAAUGAAACUAGCAACGUCUUACGUCGUAGCUAUGAGCCAGCAUCGUCACCUAUGGGAAAUUAUAUUCGCGACAAGAAUACCAAUUACGACAGAGUGAUAUCUGGUAUGGUAGAAAGCGAAUCGAACGUUGGAACCUAUUUGAGAGAUUAUCAUCCUGUUCUUUCUCCAAAUCGGCGAUUCGAUCAACCCUUCCCACCGGCCAUUGACUAUCUCGCUUCGAAACUAUCACCCGGCAUCGCCGACGAAACCAAACGACCUGUCUCUCAUCCUGACUUUCCAGAGAAGAUAACGACCGGCGGCCAAUACACCGAGUCGCUACCUAUCAGAGGCUCCAGUUGUUACAAAAAAUCCUCUUUGAGUUUGGCCAAUAUAGGACGAUCGAGCAAAAGCGGGGUUGAUAACCUGAACGUCAGCCCAAGUCCGAAGGCUCAAUUCAAUCCGUUCCCGGUGAAGAAUACGUCGAAGAAGCCGAAAGAGUUGGCUCUUAAAUUAGGUCUCUACUCGCCAAAAAAUUCGCCGAGCGGACCCUCGAGAAGAUCGUAGUGGAUAGCAUUGCUUGUCUCUCUCUCUCUCUCUCUCUCUCUCUCUACAUUCUCCGAGAAGAUAUGUACGUUUUAUAUGUAUAUAUAUACAUAUAAAAUAUAUUUUAUUUUUUCUUCGAUGAUCCACGAAGGUUCAGUUACGACGAGAAAGCCUACAUGCGAUGGAAAAAGAAAAAAAACACAAAACGAUUUUGCAUCAUUGAUGUCCAAGCGCGAUGUUUUAUACACAUCUUCGACGCAUACACUCGCAUAACUUUCUUUUUUAAAUCGACAGGCAAGCCUAAAUCUAUCCUAUUCCUCGUUUGUUUUUGCCUGAUGAUAUAAUUGUAAGAUUGAAAUAUCGACUAGUAAUAAUUGUUAAGUUAAGCGAAGAAACAGGGAAUAGCUCUGCGCCAAGUUUCUCUCGCUCCAAGUUUCAAAUAAAUUGAAUCAAUUGGAAUAAUGAAAUGUGGCGAAAAGGCCACUUGAAAGAUUAGCUUCCCGUGAGUGGUACGAUAACGAGCAGUUGACGUUAGAUCUUGUACCUGUAAUUCCAAGUUACUAUCAUUCGCAUUACGACGUUUAGCCCGAUGUUUCAUUAAUGAAUUCGUUUCGACCUCUACCACUUGCGAAUGUUUUUCAAGAGAAGGAGUUAAGAACGACAAGCGCUAUGAAACACUGAAAUUUUCCAAUAAAUGCCUUUGGCUCCCUCCAAUUUUGCUGAUUAUGCGCAUAUAUGUAUAUGUGUGUACUCAUACACAUAUACAUAUACAUAUACAUAUACGUAUACAUAUACGUAUACAUAUACAUAUACAUAUACAU